Messenger RNA from Diceros bicornis minor, 3359 nucleotides. RefSeq names its product mediator complex subunit 15 (gene MED15). The transcript is spliced from 18 exons. Lineage: Eukaryota; Metazoa; Chordata; Mammalia; Perissodactyla; Rhinocerotidae. Bases 82 to 2820 code for a protein of 912 amino acids. Gene Ontology annotation, biological process: regulation of DNA-templated transcription. The record is from RefSeq and is a predicted model, not a curated record. Gene Ontology annotation, molecular function: transcription coregulator activity.
UCCGGGUUUGGGCCUGGCGCUGCGGUUGAGGCGGCGGCGGCGGGCGAGCGGGACGCGGGAGGUGGGAGUAGAGGAAACGGUAUGGAUGUUUCAGGGCAGGAGACCGACUGGCGGAGCGCCGCCUUCCGGCAGAAGUUGGUCAGUCAAAUCGAGGAUGCUAUGAGAAAAGCUGGUGUGGCCCACAGUAAAUCCAGCAAGGAUAUGGAGAGCCAUGUGUUCCUGAAGGCCAAGACCCGGGACGAAUACCUUUCUCUUGUGGCCAGGCUCAUUAUCCAUUUUCGAGACAUUCAUAACAAGAAAUCUCAAGCUUCUGUCAGUGACCCUAUGAACGCACUGCAGAGCCUGACUGGAGGACCUGCUGCUGGAGCAGCUGGAAUCGGCAUGCCUUCUCGGGGCCCAGGACAGUCCCUGGGUGGGAUGGGUGGCCUUGGCGCCAUGGGGCAGCCAAUGCCCCUGUCAGGGCAGCCGCCCCCUGGCACCUCGGGGAUGGCCCCCCAUGGCAUGGCUGUUGUGUCUACCGCAACGCCACAGACCCAGCUGCAGCUCCAGCAGGUAGCACUGCAGCAACAGCAGCAGCAGUUCCAACAGCAGCAGGUGGCUCUGCAGCAGCAGCAGCAACAGCAGCAGUUCCAGGCUCAGCAGAAUGCCAUGCAACAGCAGUUCCAGGCAGUGGUGCAACAGCAGCAGCAGCUCCAGCAGCAGCAGCAGCAGCAGCAGCAGCAGCAGCACCUGAUUAAAUUGCAUCAUCAAAACCAGCAGCAGAUACAGCAGCAGCAACAGCAGCUACAGCGGAUGGCACAGCUGCAGCUGCAGCAGCAGCAGCAGCAGCAGCAGCAGCAGCAGGCUUUGCAGGCCCAGCCGUCAAUACAGCAGCCACCAAUGCAGCAGCCACAGCCUACCCCCUCCCAGGCCCUGCCCCAGCAGCUGCAGCAGAUGCACCACGCACAGCACCACCAGCCGCCGCCACAGCCCCAGCAGCCGGCAGUUGCUCAGAACCAACCAUCACAGCUCCCACCACAGUCACAGACCCAGCCUUUGGUGUCACAGGCUCCAGCCCUCCCUGGACAGAUGCUCUACACCCAACCACAGCUGAAACUUGUCCGAGCUCCGAUGGUGGUGCAGCAGCCGCAGGUGCAGCCCCAGGUGCAGCAGGUGCAGCCCCAGGUGCAGCAACAGACAGCGGUCCCGCCAGCUCAGGCCUCCCAGAUAGUGGGUUCUGGAGUCCAGAUGAUCACCGCAGCCUUGGCCCAAGGCGGGAUGCAAGUAAGAGCCCGGUUCCCACCCACCACCGCCGUGUCUGCCGUCCCAUCAAGCUCCAUCUCUUUGGGUGGACAGCCCUCGGCACAGGUCAGCCAGAACAGCCUCACCAUGCUGUCCUCCCCGUCGCCGAGCCAGCAGGUGCAGACCCCGCAGUCGAUGCCCCCUCCCCCCCAGCCGUCCCCGCAGCCCGGCCAGCCCAGCUCGCAGCCCAACUCCAACGUCAGCUCCGGCCCUGCCCCAUCCCCCAGUAGCUUCCUGCCCAGCCCCUCACCGCAGCCCUCCCAGAGUCCAGUGACGGCGCGCACCCCACAGAACUUCAGCGUCCCCUCCCCGGGACCUUUAAACACCCCUGUGAACCCCAGCUCGGUCAUGAGCCCAGCAGGCUCCAGCCAGGCCGAGGAACAGCAGUACCUGGACAAGUUGAAGCAGCUCUCCAAGUACAUCGAGCCCUUGCGCCGUAUGAUCAACAAGAUCGACAAGAACGAAGACAGAAAAAAAGACCUGAGUAAGAUGAAGAGCCUCCUGGACAUCCUGACAGACCCCUCCAAGCGGUGCCCACUGAAAACGCUGCAGAAAUGUGAGAUCGCCCUGGAGAAACUCAAGAAUGACAUGGCAGUGCCCACGCCCCCACCGCCCCCAGUGCCGCCAACCAAACAGCAGUACCUCUGCCAGCCACUCCUGGAUGCUGUCCUGGCCAACAUCCGCUCGCCCGUCUUCAACCACUCCCUGUACCGCACAUUCGUGCCAGCCAUGACGGCCAUCCACGGCCCACCCAUCACGGCCCCGGUGGUGUGCACCCGGAAGCGCAAGUUUGAAGAGGAUGAGAGGCAAAGCAUCCCCAAUGUGCUCCAGGGGGAGGUGGCCAGAUUAGACCCUAAGUUCCUAGUGAACUUGGACCCUUCUCACUGCAGUAACAACGGCACCGUCCACCUGAUAUGCAAGCUGGAUGAUAAAGACCUCCCGAGCGUGCCGCCGCUGGAGCUCAGCGUGCCUGCCGACUACCCUGCCCAGAGCCCGCUGUGGAUUGACCGGCAGUGGCAGUACGGUGGAUGCCAACCCCUUCCUGCAGUCGGUACACCGGUGCAUGACCUCGAGGCUGCUGCAGCUCCCCGACAAGCACUCGGUCACGGCCCUGCUCAACACCUGGGCGCAGAGCAUCCACCAGGCCUGCCUCUCAGCUGCCUAGCCACCACCGCCACUGCACAUCUGGCCGCCCACCAGGGACUGUGGGGGCAGCCGGCAGCCUUGUCGGGGCUGCAGUGGACACACACCUUGUGUCGGACGUUUCUAGGUGUUGGCUUCCUUAGAGAGCCUGGGCUUAGGUUAGCUUUCCUGCUUUUAUCUUCUGCCUUGGGGACCUGCCAAACAUUUUCCCACACUUGUACAGGGUUGGCACAGGUGGCUGCAGAGCUGGCUGCGUCGAUGGGGGGGUGGGACUCCCUCCAGGGAGUCGGACACAUCCCCGGCCCCUGCAUUCCUCGGGCUGCUGCUGUCCCUGCGGCCUCUGCAGGGCCCAUGUCCUUCCUUAGCAGCUUGAGGGAGAACUCAGGGUCUUGUUAGAGCCUCUUGUGUGUGUGCCAGAAAGUACUUCUACCUGUUUCUGUAGGGGAACAUGGAGAACAUAGGAAACCCCUAAAAUACACACAGAAUUCUCUGAUGACGGUUUUGCGUUCAGACCUUGCCACCGUUGGCAUGUGGGGCACGCCGUAGGGAAGCUCCCAGACCCAGGGGCGCUGACAGUAUCAAAAGGGAAGGCCGGCCUGUGGGCGGCUGCGAGUCUCUUGCCACUGGCUGGGCCUCAUACCUCAUGGCAUUCUCCCUUCAAGCCCUGAGGGCCUGCUCAGCACUGUAGGGGUACCUGGGGAGUGGGGGCAUAUGGGUGGAUCGUUUCCUAGACUCAUGCCCACUAGUUGGGUGCUUGGGCCUGCUUUUGGGUCGGGGUGCUGUCCUCGGGACCUGGCAUCCUCAGCCAAUCCAGAGAGUGAAGCCUCCCUGACAGGGCACUGGCCAGCUGGCUCUCUGGCGACAAGAGGUCCCCCCUUUUGUAUGUGCACUACCGUGUCAUCUGUGGUUCUUAUAAUAAAUUUAUUAUUCCUGUG